This is a messenger RNA of Maylandia zebra (zebra mbuna), 1719 nucleotides long. The record is from RefSeq and is a predicted model, not a curated record. NCBI's taxonomy places the organism in Eukaryota, Metazoa, Chordata, Actinopteri, Cichliformes, Cichlidae.
GGUGAGAGCCACUUCAUGCAACAGAGCAUAAAUCAUCAGAUGGCUGGAUUUUCCCUUUAUUGUCUCAGAAACUGUUUUCUGGUUUUCCCUCUUCUUGUACAUUUUUGUCAGUCUCGGUUAAUUGGUCCAACUCAGCCAAUUAUUGCAACAGCUGGGAAAGACAUAACUUUGCCAUGUCACCUGGUACCUGGAGAAAAUGUUGCUGUGAUGACUUCGGAGUGGACAAGACCCGACCUGGACCCCAGAUUUGUAUUUCUGUGGCGUGCAGGUCAGGACCUCAUAUAUAUGAAAAAUCCAUCCUACAUAGGUCGAUCAUCAUUGUUCACUGAUGAGCUGAAACAUGGAAACAUUUCACUGAAACUAUCCAAAGUAAAACCUGCAGACCAGGGCAGAUACAGAUGUUACAUCCCAGAGAAGGAUGAAGAAGUUUUUAUUGAUCUUGUGGUUGCGUCAGGUGCUGUCUCCUCACCUGUCAUCAGCUUAGCAAACCUUGAUAAAGCCAUCAGUGGAGUGGUGUUACAGUGUGAGUCUGCAGGCUGGUAUCCAGAGCCUGAGCUGCUGUGGUUGGACGCUGAGGGAAACCUCCUCUCUGCUGGACCUACAGAGACCCUCAGAGGUCCUGAUGACCUCUAUACUGUCAGCAGCAGAGUGACUGUGGAGAAGAGACACAGCAACAACAUCACCUGCAGAGUCCAACAGAGGAACACCAACCAGAGCAGAGAGAUACACAUACAUGUUCCAGAUGAAUACUUCCAGCUCAACUCCAGUUCUGCUGCUCCCAUUAUCAUUGGUGUUGUUGUUAGUUUGGCUCUAAGCAUCAUCUUGAUUUUAAUUGGAGUUUUUUUCAUCUGGAGACGAAACAAAACAAAUGUCAGGAAACCUCACUGCUUACGAAAAAAACAAGAAACAACAAAAACUGAACCAGACCAAGAGCAGGAGACACUCAUGACACAGGACAUCGAGCCAUCUGGAGGCUCAUCAGCUCUCAAAAAACAUCAGCAACUGAUGGAGAAAAACAUGAAAGAGGAGGAAUCCAGUAAAACAGAGGUUAGCAGAAAUAUUUAUAGAAACACAAAUCCUCAGCUUGCUCUCAUAUUCAGUGAUAUUAUUGGAGUUCAGGGUCAGUCAGAGUUGGAGAAAAAACAUGCAGCUGAGGAGAAGCUGAAGGAGGAACAUCAUCACCUGCAGAAGAAACAUGCAGAGAUCAGCAACAUGAAGAAAGAAGAGGAAAACCAGGAAGCUGACAAGAUGUUGGAAGAUGAUAAAAAACAGGAAUUUCAGCAGGAGGCAAAACAACCAGAUGUCACAGGAGUGGAGAGGCCCCAGAAAACCCCAGAGCAUGAGACCCCCAAAAGGACAAACGCACGCACAUUUGUGGCCACGAAUCAGACAAGAGCAAAAGAGAGCGCUGGAUGGAGACACCCAGCAGGCACAGAGCAGAAGCCCCAGGAGUCUACGUUUACGAGCUCACAGGCUCAGCCAGCAGCCGACUGCACCACAGCAGACCGACCUCUGAGCCCAGAGACCCAGGAUCCAAGGGCCCCCCACACCCCAACAGGGGCCCUUCAGGGCCAGGGGGGCCAAACCCGACCAAGCAGCUACCAGGAGGAAAACCAGGAAGCUGACAAAAAGUUGAAGGAGGAUGAAAAACAGGAUUUCCAGCAGCAGGAGAAAAAAACACCCACUAAGGAAUUUUGGAAACAGUUUAACUGCAUUUAG